Neopsephotus bourkii (Bourke's parrot) is the source of this 1668-nucleotide messenger RNA. RefSeq names its product claudin 16 (gene CLDN16). The transcript is spliced from 5 exons. Gene Ontology annotation, molecular function: structural molecule activity. The record is from RefSeq and is a predicted model, not a curated record. Gene Ontology annotation, biological process: bicellular tight junction assembly; cell adhesion. The coding region runs from base 247 to 960 and encodes 237 amino acids. Gene Ontology annotation, cellular component: plasma membrane; bicellular tight junction. Lineage: Eukaryota; Metazoa; Chordata; Aves; Psittaciformes; Psittacidae.
GGAUUGGCUGCAACAGCUCCCGUGGGUGCUCCCACCCUCCUCCCUUCCCCAUUGCAGGUUAGCAUUGCUCCUGCAGCCAUCACUAACGGAUGGCAUUUGCAGAAGUGACAAGUUCUGGCUGUUCGCAGCCACUGGAAGAGAUUGGCAGUGCCCUGGGACAGUAAGGUUCUGCCUUUACCUCAGCUGUGAGAACAAGGGCUGGGCACUGCUUUUCUCAACCCUUGGAUGUGCUGAGCACCUGCUGGCAUGAGGUUUUUCCUCCAGUAUGUGGGCUGUUUUUUUGCUUUCUUGUCUACUGGGUUUUUGAUAGCAUCUACCUGGACAGACUGUUGGAUGGUGAAUGCUGAUGAUUCCUUGGAGGUGAGUACAAAAUGCCGUGGCCUAUGGUGGGAAUGUGUCACAAACGUUUUUGAUGGGAUCCAGACUUGUGAUGAGUACGACUCUAUCUUCGCUGAGCACCCUGUGAAGCUGGUCCUGACCCGAGCCAUGAUGAUCACAGCAGAUAUCCUGGCAGGUUUUGGAUUUCUCUUCCUUGUCCUGGGACUGGACUGUGUGAAAUUCCUUCCUGAUGAGCCACUCAUCAAGCUGCGCAUCUGCCUGGUCUCUGGAGUUAUGUUGCUCAUUGCAGGUCUCCCAGGAAUUACUGGCUCAGUGUGGUAUGCCAUUGAUGUCUACGUGGAACGCUCCUCUCUGGUCUUCCACAACGUGUUUCUGGGCAUCCAGUACAAGUUUGGCUGGUCAUGUUGGCUUGGCAUGGCGGGGUCACUUGGCUGUUUCUUAUCUGGGGCCCUGCUCACCUGCUGCACAUAUCUUUUCAGAGAGACCAGCUCUGGAAGACUCCACUCUGCUUACUCCUUGAGGAAAGGCUAUUCCUCAGCUGGGACAAUUGUAACAAAUGUGCAUUUGCCAUCCUCGCAAACAGCUACUGCCAAAAUGUAUGCAGUUGACACAAGAGUAUGAGGAGGAGGUAAGCACUCCAGAACAAGCUCUAUUUGUGCUUGUAUGGCUUGCACAGAUACCCAAGCUCCUGGUUGCCACACAAGAUGUGAAGUUAAAUUUUAAGGAUGUACUGUAUGCUAUAAUAUUUGCAUUAUGAGAGCUUCAGAAAAAAUUUCCUUCAAGAAAGUAACCUCUGAGAAGGUCUUGUUUUAGGGAAUCCAUUGUCUUGAGUGCCAAGGCCACUUGUGUAAGCACGGACUGAAAUAACCAACACAAAAUCUUUCAGCAUUUGUCUCAACAAUAUCAGUAUGAGCGAGAUAAAUCAGCUGCUCCUGGAUCAGAUGCCAGUGUUCUGCAUGGAGAUCCCCAAACUGUAAGACGGAUGUGUUCCAUGUCUGCAAUGUGUCAACAGACUGUGCAAAGCAGAAAAUACAGGUGAAGAGAGGUCCUGAUCGUCCAGCCAACAUCUGGACCGUGUGUACCCAGCGUGGGGGUCUGCUGCUCUUACAGGCAGCUGGAGAGUUCAGCAGAAGAUAAAGAGCUGUGUUAAAUGCCUGACCCUCUCUUUGGCCUGUGAACGUCUGCACUGAGGCAACACUGUAAAUUCAGGUGCACAUUACAGUCCUUCUCAGUAUGUGCCAAUAUGUAUGUUACAGAUGCUCUAGACUCACAGAUCUGGAAAUUGCUAUCUUCUUUAUGCUUAGUAAAAUUUCUGCCUGGACAAAGUGA